This is a messenger RNA of Nicotiana tabacum (common tobacco), 1402 nucleotides long. The record is from RefSeq and is a predicted model, not a curated record. Lineage: Eukaryota; Viridiplantae; Streptophyta; Magnoliopsida; Solanales; Solanaceae.
CCAAUACUUUAUUCCCACAAUUAUCCCCCACCGCCUUAUCUUAUUUACUAAUCGACCCCUCCCUUAAACCCCACCUCUCUUCCCUGUAUAUAUAAACCCCUGUCUACUUCCUUUCCACAACUCUCCUUUUCCCAUUUUUAAUGUGUUUGGUUCACCGGCAACUGACGUCAUCUGCCGGAGUAAAUAUGGUGGAAGGCGGUGCUGGACCGGAGUUUCCGGUGGUGUUUUUUGACGGAGAGAGGGAGAUGAAUAUUGGGAGUAUACGUGUCUACCCUAUGCUUGAAUUCAAGGCGUUUCAGUUGAUGCUCAGCCAGAGGAUCGGGAUUUCUCCGAACCAGAUUUCUAUUUACUUGUGCGACCGGAAGAGCUCCAAGUUCGAGGACCGCCGGCGAAUUCCCAUCACCGGUAAGGCGAAUUUCGGUUUGAUUGCUCUUGAGAAGGAUUGUUUCUUCCUCGUGGUUUUAAAGCGGUCCAGGAAGUCGCGAAGCCGGAAGGCGAGGGCGGAGUUCGGCGGCUUUAUGACGGAGAAUGAAUUUCCGGUUUCAACUCCGCCAAUUCUUCUCCGGAGAAACCAGCCGGAGACGAAUCUCGGUUUCGUGUCACCGUUUUAUGAUCAAAUUUCGCAGGCGGAGUUGGAGAAUCUGAAUGAUCAGUUACAGAGUUUGAAGAUUCAGAAGGAUAAUAAUUACGCCAUGGGUUUGGCCCAAUUGGAUCCGAAUCUGAUGCAUAUGAGUAACCCGUACCCGAACCCGAAUUCGUUCCCGAGGAUCCAAGAUACUUUCCCAAUGAUGACGAAAACUUCAAGGGAGAAGAAAGCUACUUGCGAGGAAUGUAGGGGCAAUGAUGGAAAUGGAAAAAGCUCCACGUUUCAUCACUGCGUUAAUGACCCGGUGAUCGCUGGUGGAUUUCGGAGCCGGUUUGGACCUGUUUCGCCGGCUGGUUAAUUUUCAUUAACUUGGUUUUCAGAAUAAUCUUAAAAAAAUAUUAUUUUUUUUUUGGAGUGGUUGGAGUUGGGGCUUUUGGGUAAGCCAUGGUUAGGAUUGUACAAAAUUGGGAGCAGAAUAUGCUGCAUUGUGGUAAAUGGUAAGGAAAAUGUGUCGUAUUGUUAGGGAAAUGAGAAUGAGUAGAAGAAAAUAGAAAUUACAGGCAAAUGAUUAUGAAUGGCCAAGUAAAUUUGAUUGGACUUUAGAGUGGUCAAACAAGGAGUUUGCCACUAAAUAAAUUUUUUCUUUUUGUUUUUUCCUUUUAGGGUUAUUUCCCUAUGCGGUUAUUUGGGACUUUUGGUUGAAAUUGAAGUCUAAGAAUUGUGAAUGGCGACUUUCCAACAGUUUUUUUAAUUAAAAAGCUGUUGUAUGAUUCAGUUUGGAGUUGAAUCCAUAAACAGGUGUGAAUUUAUUUUGAA